This is a messenger RNA of Populus nigra (black poplar), 1947 nucleotides long. Its product is annotated as solanesyl diphosphate synthase 1, chloroplastic-like. NCBI's taxonomy places the organism in Eukaryota, Viridiplantae, Streptophyta, Magnoliopsida, Malpighiales, Salicaceae. The transcript is spliced from 6 exons. Bases 378 to 1643 code for a protein of 421 amino acids. Gene Ontology annotation, cellular component: chloroplast. The record is from RefSeq and is a predicted model, not a curated record. Gene Ontology annotation, biological process: plastoquinone biosynthetic process; isoprenoid biosynthetic process. Gene Ontology annotation, molecular function: prenyltransferase activity.
CUUUCAUAAAUCUUUCUGCUAGCUACAUCAUGAACACAAACGAGACACAACUCUCUUGAUGUCCUGACAACACUGACCUCAGAACUGAUAAAGAAAUCAAAGACAAAACAGUGUCCUAUGUGGGCUUAUUGGAUCCACUCAAAUGCGUACUCCAACUUGUGCUCUCAAUGAAAUGAGGAACUUCUAAAAAACUGAGCAUCCAUUUCUUUCUUUCUCUUGAGUUUUGAACAAGACCCCUCUUGUUUUUUUUCUCGCUUUAUUUCUCGGUGGCUGCUGGUUGUAAUAUGGCAAAUUGAGCAAUACUUGCUACCUGGAUUCUCCAAUUUGAGAGCAAAAUUUUGUCUCUUUCUUGCUUUUUUGGGGUGUUGCUCUUGAGAAUGAUGUCAAUGACAUGCCAUAAUCUUGAUUUUGGAAGGGCUAAACUUGAUUUGGUGGCUUGUGGCUGCUCCUCCAAUGCUUCAAUAGAUAGGUAUUCAGUGAGGAAUUAUGCUAAGUCUGUUUCUAAGAGCUGUAACAGAGAUUAUGGUUCUAGGAGACUGGUUUGUAGCAGGCGAGAUAUUGCUAGGUGUCGAGUUUCCCCAACAAAGACCCCUGAGACUUUACCUGCGGGAGUUGCUGAAGGUCCUACAGGACUUCUGAAAUUGAAGAAAGAUCCGAGAGAAUCAAUUUCAAUAACAAAUUUGUUUGAAGUGGUUGCAGAUGAUCUCCAGACUCUUAAUCAAAAUCUUCAGUCGAUUGUUGGUGCAGAAAAUCCAGUUUUGAUGUCUGCAGCUGAGCAGAUAUUUGGUGCUGGUGGGAAGAGAAUGCGACCAGCUCUGGUCUUUCUAGUUUCAAGAGCCACGGCUGAAGUAGUAGGGAUGAAGGAACUUACAACUGAACAUCGACGUUUAGCAGAGAUUAUCGAGAUGAUCCACACUGCAAGUUUAAUACAUGAUGAUGUACUGGAUGAAAGUGACAUGCGAAGAGGGAAGGAAACUGUUCAUCAACUCUAUGGUACAAGGGUAGCGGUACUGGCUGGGGACUUCAUGUUUGCUCAGUCGUCAUGGUACCUAGCAAAUCUUGAAAAUAUUGAAGUCAUUAAGCUUAUCAGCCAGGUUAUUAAGGAUUUUGCUAGUGGUGAAAUAAAGCAGGCAUCUAGCCUAUUUGAUUGUGAUGUUGAACUUGAAGAGUAUUUGAUCAAGAGCUAUUACAAGACAGCCUCCUUGAUUGCUGCUAGCACCAAAGGAGCUGCUAUUUUUAGCGGGGUGGACAGUAGUGUUUCCAUGCAGAUGUAUGACUAUGGAAAGAAUCUUGGUCUCUCCUUCCAAGUUGUGGAUGACAUACUAGAUUUUACACAGUCAGCAGAGCAGCUGGGGAAGCCAGCUGGGAGUGACCUGGCUAAGGGGAACCUGACUGCUCCAGUAAUAUUUGCUCUAGAGCAAUCACCAAAACUAAGAGAAAUAAUCGAGUCUGAAUUCUGUGAGAGUGGUUCCAUUGAUGAAGCUAUCGAGCUGGUUAAGAGCUCUGGGGGCAUUGAAAGGGCGCAGGAAUUGGCGAAAGAGAAAGCUGAUCUUGCAAUUCAGAAUCUCAGAUGCCUUCCUCAGGGCUCCUAUCAAUCAGCUCUCGAGGAGAUGGUGCUGUACAAUCUCGAACGGAUUCAUUAGUAUGAUACUUCUUGUUGUACAAGCUAUUCGUUGGUCAUCGGAAACAAUAAAUAAUGUACAACAGCAGCGGAGCCAUGUAGCGAAAAUACUAUGAAACAAGCCUGUACCGGGUGCCGGAAUUCAUACUAGUCUUGCAGAAGAGAAGUCCCUGAAGACUCAUCAUUCUAUAUUCUUUAAGCUACUGGGCUAAGAUUUCAGCUAAUAAUACUGCGUAUUCAGCUACAGGUUGAUCACAGUUGUCCCCAGAAAAAUCACUUUCUACUAUUGUGGUAGAAUAAAGGAAUUUUUAGGCCGUCUUGCUCAA